AUGAAGCUCUCGGCGUUGCAGCAGAGCUACCUCAACCGCCGGAGCAACAGCUUCAGAGGAUCGCCGCCGUUGGAAUCCACCGGCGAAGCCUCAGGUAAGUCGCCGGUGACAGUCUUCUGGCUCCUCCUCCAUGCUGCUUGCUGCCUCAUUAGCCUAGUCCUCGGUUUCCGCUUCUCUCGCCUCGUCUUCUUGUUCCUCUUCUCCGCUUCCUCCACCAACCUCUUCUCGGUUCCGUUUGGCGGCGGCUCCGGCGCCGGCACCGAAACCUCCGUAACGCUCCGCGCUCAUUCCUCCCUCUCCUCGAACCCGAUCGCGAACCUUGAGAAUCCGGCGAGAAGGACCGGUCUGGUCACCGGCUCCACCGGCAGCCGGGUGGUAGUCGGGCGCCACGGGAUCCGAAUUCGGCCUUGGCCGCAUCCGCAUCCGGACGAGGUGAUGAAGGCUCACCGGAUAAUUGAGAGAGUUCAGAGGGAGCAGAGGGCGCUGUUCGGAGAGAAGAACCCUAGAACGGUGAUUGCAGUGACACCGACCUACGUGCGCACGUUCCAGAAGCUUCACUUGACCGGCGUGAUGCACUCGUUGAUGCUGGUUCCGUACGAUGUGGUGUGGAUCGUAGUGGAGGCCGGCGGAGUCAGCAAUGAGACUGCUUCCGUCGUUGGCAGGUCAGGGCUUAGAACCAUCCACAUUGGGUUCAAUCACCGGAUGCCGAAUUCCUGGGACGCCAGGCAUAAAUUGGAGGCUCGGAUGCGGCUUCAUGCUUUGAGAUUUGUGAGAAAAGAGAAUCUGGAUGGAGUUGUGAUGUUUGCUGAUGAUAGCAAUAUGCAUAGUAUCGAGCUGUUUGAUGAAAUUCAAAGUGUGAAAUGGAUCGGUGCUGUUUCGGUUGGAAUACUUGUUCAUUCAGCUGGUGCGGAUGAAUCUUCGUCCUUAAAGGGUGAGGAGGAGACCCCACCAAUGCCAGUGCAAGGUCCUGCUUGUAAUGCGACCAACAAUUUGGUUGGGUGGCAUACCUUCAAUUCGUUAAGUUAUACAGGAAGAAGUGCAGUUUACAUAGAUGACAGGGCACCUGUGUUGCCCAGAAAGCUUGAGUGGUCUGGGUUUGUGUUCAAUUCUAGGUUGCUUUGGAAGGAUCUUGAUGAUAAGCCAGACUGGAUUAAGGAUCUUGAAGCGUUAGAUGAUGACAUAGACAGUCCACUGUCUCUGCUCAGGGACACUUCUGUGGUAGAACCACUUGGGAGUUGUGGACGCCAAGUUUUGCUUUGGUGGCUACGGGUUGAAGCUCGCACAGACAGCAAAUUCCCUGCUCAAUGGAUAAUUGACCCUCCUCUGGACAUAACCGUGCCAUCAAAACGCACUCCAUGGCCAGAUGCACCUCCUGAGCUCCCAAUUAAUGAAAAAGUUCUGAUUGAAACACAAGAACAGACGACCAAGCAGUUGCCUACAAAAACUAGAACAUCCAGAGCCAGGCGGAGUCGAAGUAAGAGAAAGCAUGAUACCAAAGUGAUAGGUGUGCAAGUCUCUACACAUUCUGAAGAAAACUGAAAUGUGAAUAAGUACGUUUUAGGAUUAUACUGCCUUGUGGAUACAACACUGCUGGCCCUCAUUGACUAGAAUCUGGAUUGAACAAAUGAAGCAGCAGAUGUUCUUACCGGAUACAUAUAUUGGGGGUAACUUCUAAAGUGGGCUAGCAUCUGUGCAUUCGAGUCUUGAUUUCUUCACAAAAUUUUUUACAUUGAUUUUUUUUUUCUCUCAUAUUUUUGUUGGGGUGAUAUAUAUU
Molecule: messenger RNA, 1774 nt
Organism: Gastrolobium bilobum
Lineage: Eukaryota; Viridiplantae; Streptophyta; Magnoliopsida; Fabales; Fabaceae
Product: probable beta-1,4-xylosyltransferase IRX14H
Exons: 3
Coding region: 1-1539 (512 amino acids)
Biological process (GO): glucuronoxylan biosynthetic process; plant-type secondary cell wall biogenesis
Cellular component (GO): Golgi membrane
Molecular function (GO): galactosylgalactosylxylosylprotein 3-beta-glucuronosyltransferase activity; xylosyltransferase activity
Source: RefSeq, a predicted model, not a curated record